This is a messenger RNA of Ictalurus punctatus (channel catfish), 6020 nucleotides long. Its product is annotated as Kv channel-interacting protein 2. The record is from RefSeq and is a predicted model, not a curated record. Lineage: Eukaryota; Metazoa; Chordata; Actinopteri; Siluriformes; Ictaluridae. The coding region runs from base 1898 to 2575 and encodes 225 amino acids. The transcript has 8 exons. Gene Ontology annotation, cellular component: voltage-gated potassium channel complex. Gene Ontology annotation, biological process: regulation of potassium ion transmembrane transport. Gene Ontology annotation, molecular function: potassium channel regulator activity; calcium ion binding.
UGAAAAUAAUCGUUAUUUGCAGCCCUAUAUAUAACCCAACAAGCUGUAUACACAUAAAAAGGUGCUGCACUUCCCUGUGUGAUUUCAACAGGAACUGCUUGGGAUGGCUAAAGGAUCCAGUCUCUUGGUGCUCUCAAGUGCAUUUUAAAUGGGAUUGAAGAGGACAGAGAGUGCAGAGGUCAGACUGCUGACCUUGAUGCACAAAUCAGGACUUCUAAAUGGAUGUUGGUGGGGAUGAUGAGGAAACAGAGGAAAUGAAGCUUAUUAAGAUAGCACUUAAGAUUAUAGGGUCACAUGAGCAUAUUCUUUCCUUACUUCAUUUUAUUGGGCUUCCUGAUGUGUUAUUUGUUAUGUGAAAUGAGAGCACUGUUGCAACAAUAUGAUUUGAGAAAAUCGUAAAAGGUCUUAAAAGCUGUACAAGAACGUGAUUUAUUUUCUCACAUAUUCACAGAGCUGCAUGUUAAAUCAAAAGACUGCACAGUGUAGUGUCGAUGACCUGUCUAGCAUCUUUUUAUUGGUAAUCUUUAUCUCCCACACACGCGCGUGCGCACACGCACGCACGCACACACGCACGCACGCACACACACACACACACACGCACACACACACACACACACACACACACACACACACACGUACGUGCACACACACAUAUGCAACACACUGCAUAUGAGCAUCACGCUUGCGCACACACUUGAUGGAAACACACUGAGACCCAGUGGAGCAGUUUGUUUGUUUUGCUUUGAUCCGCGAAAGUAAAAAGGAAGUGUAUGUGUGAUUGUUGGUCGGAAAAAUCCACGGAGUCUGUGGUUGCCUGGACGACCAUAAUCACCGCUAAGUCAGAGAGAGAGAGAGAGAGAGAGAGAGAGAGAGAGAGAGAGAGAGAGAGAGAGAUCAAUGCUCUAAGACAACAAAUGAAACAAGAGUGUAGCAGAGCAAAUAAGCCAGGAGUGUGCAUGUUCCCUGUAGUAAAGCUGUGCGUGCGCGUGUGUGUGUGUUUGUGUGUAAUGUGCAUGUCUGAGCCACCUCACAGCUCAGUACACAUCAAGAGAUUGGCUGAAGUGCUGGCUCUCUUUCACUGAUGGAUGAAAUGAAGAAAGGAAAGACAACAGGACAGAAGGAUCUCCUGCAUGUCUCUGUCCACCUGCUGAUCGUUUUCUUCUUGUUUCUGUUCGGUGGACAAUCAGCAAGUUGUUUUUAGCUUUCAUGCUAACACUUCUGGCCUUUGAACUUCUAUUCAAGAGGAAUAGAAAAAAAGGCUUAAAGAAGCAGCUUCAGAGGAACCCGAGAUAAGAAAGGAGGAGGUUUCAAAGUAGGACCUUGUGCUUGGUUUUCCUGUCCUUCUAAGGUGAACUCGUGGCUGUAGUCUGUUUGUGAGGCAAAUUUGGAAGACUCUGUGUCUCUCUCUCUCUCUCUCUCUCUCUCUCUCUCUCUCUCUCUCUCUCUCUCUCUCUCCCUCUUUCUCGCGCACACACACACACACACACACACUUUCUCCAGCUCUUCUGCCUGAGCUCCCUCGAGGUCAACGUGACAGUUUCUUCAUCUUUCUUUUCGUCCCAUGGAUGUUCCAACAGACACAGGUGGACUGAAAAAAGGAGGGAAAGAAAACGUGCGCGCAGAAAAGCACAGCCGUGUCGUGUAGUAGGAGGAGUGAGGAGUAACAUAGUAAGGGUGUACAUUGCUGUUCCCUCCUGGAGAAGGAGGCUGAACCAUUAGAACAGGAGGGGAGGAGGCUGGGUGAGAGUGACACAUCGCAUCCCACAGGUGGAGGCAGGUCUGAGGAAGAAGAGAGAACAAGAGAGAGAGCGAGAGAAGGGGAAAGGAGGAGGAAAAGAAGGAGAAAGGAGUGUGAGCAGUCCAGAAUCGAGAGUGUGAGAGAGCCAGCUGACCCACAAUGAGCCACUGCAGGAAGAGGUGCAAGCGGCAGAUGACCAAAGUGGCCCGCUUCUUUUACAGGUUCCUCACAGGGACCCUGACCCAAGACAGCAUCGAGGAUGAUUUUGAACUCUCCACUGUGUGCCAUCGGCCUGAGGGUCUGGAGAAACUGCAGGAGCAAACCAAGUUCACCAAGAAAGAGCUGCAAGUGCUCUACAGGGGUUUUAAAAAUGAAUGUCCCAGCGGCGUUGUGAAUGAGGACACCUUUAAGGUUAUCUACUCACAAUUCUUCCCACAAGGGGAUUCAAGUAUGUAUGCACAUUUCCUUUUCGAGGCAUUUGACACUAACAAGAAUGGAUCAGUUAGUUUUGAGGACUUUGUCUAUGGCCUGUCCAUCAUCCUCAGGGGGACAAUAAUUGAUCGGCUCAACUGGGCAUUCAAUCUCUAUGACCUCAAUAAAGAUGGUUGUAUCACCAAAGAGGAAAUGUUAGACAUCAUGAAGUCAAUCUAUGACAUGAUGGGGAAAUAUACGUAUCCCUGCAUGCAAGAGGAUGCUCCCAGAGAGCAUGUGGAGAGUUUCUUUCAGAAAAUGGACCGUAACAAUGAUGGCGUGGUCACCAUUGAUGAGUUCAUUGAGUCAUGCCAAAAGGACGAGAACAUCAUGCAGUCCAUGCAGCUGUUUGACAAUGUCAUUUAGGGCCCCGCUCUGGUGGAGAGGAGAGGGCAAGAGCCUGAGAGAAGUGACCAAGACGUUCAAACUGGUCAACCAGAAGCUACUUCCUCCUCUAUAUCCCCUCUUCACCCAGCCAGAGGACCACCAUUAUUCUCUUUCUUUAUUUCUCCCAGAGACAUAGUGGAAGAUGACGCACCAGGGCUGGCUUCUAGAUCCACUUCAAUAACUUAUUUUUCUUACAUCCCUGCAAGCAUUAAACAUAUUAGCUGGACUCAGGAUGAAGCCAGCUUGACACAUUUCACAUGUAACCUGAAACUCGGAGGAACAGGGAGUGACGAUAAAAGUGAAAGGAACUGGCGGACCAACAUCUAGCUAGAAGUUAUGGCUGAUGGUGGUGGUGUUUUUUUUUUUAAAUAACUGACUAAUUUUUCUUACCGCAUGAUGUCAAAUAACCUACACCCUGUAACGUACCUAUUUACCGAGCUAGUCCAAAGCUUGUCUGUUGUCAAUUGGCCAUCCACAUGUGCCUCGUUCAGACUGCGUGCUGGUGUGUGCACCAUUCAAGUUCCUCCAUUCAGCAGCCAAUAGAAAUAGAAACAGUCUAUUCCUGUACAUUCCAGAUGAGUCUGUAGAAAAAGUGACUCCUUGGCCUUGAAGUUCUUAGUGCUUAGCAGUUCAGGCUGUUGUUUUCUGGUAAGAGAUGAGUUCACCAUGUAUUGUGUAAAAACGGCAGAGUGGAGCUAUGCUGCAUUAAUGCUACUCUAUGUUCUCACUGUGAACGCAUAUACAAUAUGAAUUGUGAACUCAUUACUGCUGGUAGGAUCCAAUAAUGAUAAAGUCAAUGUUUUACAUCCCUUCAUAAAAAGAAUAUUUCGCCAAUUUCAGGCAGAACUAAAGACCAGUGCUCAUAGGCAGCUCUGUAGGGCGUAGGGACCAGCAAGCUUGUCCAUCACCGAGUGUCCCUCAACACCUAAGACACGCAUCAUGACCCAUAUUAAAAAUAUUUCUAAUAAAAUAAUAAUAAUAAUAAUAAUAACGUACAAAUAAAUACUUAUAAUGGAGUACAGUUCAAGGGAAGAGUGUGGCAAAGGUAUGACAGACCAACUAAAGGAUAUUUUUGCUAAAUGGAAAAAUUUAAGCCUAACAAUUUAGCUUUUAUAUAUAUAUAUAUAUAUAUAUAUAUAUAUAUAUAUAUAUAUAUAUAUAUAUAUACAAAUUAUAUCAUAUUAUAUUAUCACAAUUGUAUGUAAUUUGAUUGAGCAUUUUAAGUCAAGCUUAGGAAUCAAGCUUAGGAGUCUGUAUUUUUGGGGGAAACUGUUGUCUAAUAUGAUACCUUGCAUAUGUAUUCAGCCUCAAGCCUGAAACUGGAAUAGGUAGACUGGAACAUUGCCAUCUAUUUGGCUCCACCAUCUUAGCCUCAACCCUGACCAGUUUCCCAAUCCCUGUUGAUAAAAAGCAUUCCCACAACAUGAUUCUACCACCAACAUGCUUUAUUUUGUAGAUGGUGGACUCGGGAUGAUGAGUAGCAUUGGGUUUUCAUCAAACGUAAUGCUUUGAACCAAGGCCAAAAAGGUCAGUUUGGCACUCAUCAGACCAGAGAACAUUUUUCCACGUUUGCCUUGAUUGCUUCUACGACUAAUGUCCUACUUACCUGGUCAGUCAUUUUUCGUGGAAUUUCCACCCGAGAUUCUUGUUAGCAUGAUAUCUCAAGAACAAGUGGUUGAAUGCUUGUAGGAUUUAUAUGGAAUUGUAAUUGUAACAAGACUUGUUUUGGUAGUUCCUUGAUAUGCUCCAUGACAAACUCUGGAGGCUUCCAGUAACAGGUGUUUAUAUUGCACUCAUGUGAUGGUUUCAUUUUAAUUGCAUACAGAUGGACUCCAUUCAUCUAAUUCUGUGAGUUCUGAUGGCAACUGUUUUGCAAAUGUGGAAAAUGUAAAGGGGAGGGUUGUUUGAAAAUACAUAUGCAAGGCACUGUACAGUGGAUUGCACAUUAAAUGUUAAUGUACUGUUAAUGAUAAAAAAAAAAUAAACAGUGAUAAAUCACUUAUUAGUGAUAUAGAGUAGGAGCAAUUCUUUGAGGUGUGGGCUUCAGUUAUGCAGGCAAGUAUUUCUUAAUAAUGCAGCAUUCAGGCAUUUUAAUCAAUAUCACAUCUACAAAUACAACAGUUACAAUGUUGUUCCACCUUUAAGCAAUGAACUCUAAGGGUUGAGUGAUGUGUGACAUUUACAUGACAAUGAAUUAUUUCUAAUCAGCUAUAUUCAGUGAUGAGAGGAGUGGGUAUGCAAGAACACAAUGGACUUAAAUAUUUAAGCAAUAAUUUUUUUGAUUAAUGUCGGCCAGUAUUGCCACUUAAACCUAUCAGUUCAGCCCAUCGGUGUGGAGUGGUGAUUAUUGUUUAUUAUUCAAAGCUCCAAUCUCACACAAUUUAUUUAAAUAUUUAUGCAAAUUAUCUCUUCAAAAUACCACAAAGGAUUGUGUGCUGCAAAAAAAAAAGGUUUUGUGUCCUCAUUAGAAGAACAUUUUCCCUCCUCAAAAGGUCAAUCCAUGGCAGAUGUUACAACACAAAUGUGUUACUUUCUGCACCAUUAUUCUGUUAGCGUACAAAGACAGAAGCAAUGAAUGUAAGGUAUACUUAGAAUAUGGUGUCUUGUCAAAAAGUUAAUUAAAUGACAACUUUCACCUUAUAAAAAGGUAUUUUACAAGUACCAAUGUUAACUCUGUGAACAUCCUUGUAAAAAAAAAAAAAAAAAAAAAAAAAAAAAAAAAUUCACGAAAGGAAGGAAACUAAUAAUGAUAUUUUACAUAUGUUAAGUAAUCCAAAGAGCUGUUAUUUGACAUGAUCAAAUAAAUAUACUGAAUAUAAAGAAGCACAGAUUUUGUCCAUUGGGGAAUAAAAAGCCUCACAGGACAAAAGAUUGUCCCUACAUUGCAUAAAGUCCUUCACCAGUGACUGUUCACAUAUUCACUGGCCAAACAGAUGUUCAGGUCAUUUUUUUUUUUUUAAUCUCCCACACUCAAUGUUGGAAGUUUUUCAAGGAUGUGUUAAUGUGUACACUCUGAGCUGGAGUUACUCACUGGCAUCUUCUUUUGUGGAGGAGAACUCAGGUGGGCGCAAAUAACGUUUCUCAUUUGUGUUGCAUUGACUAAAAUCAUCAGAGCUUAAUGUAAUUUGACAGAGCAGAUAGAUGUCCAGGGCCUUGAUUCUGGUUGGCAGAUAGCUCCCUCUCCCAGUUUUCCAAAAUGCAUUCGUGUUUUUUUAAUCCCCACUUCAGCAUCAAUGGACAGUGUUGUUCAGGCAAUCGCUCCUGUGGAACCUGUUCAUGCUCGCAUGACAAUAAUAAUCUGCAGUAUUAACCGUUUCUUUGCUAGUCUCAACUGGUUGCACUGCAAACAAAAAACAAAACCAUGUAUAUUUUGUACAGAGAGAAUAAAUAAAAUUUAAAAAAAACUACAACUGCUAUGCAAUGA